GCCCUUUCCUGGUAAUGUUUUGUUGAGUGCGUGGUGUGUGCAUGAGGGAGUGAGAGAGAGAGAAAACGUGGUCACGGAGAAGCCUAGCAUUUUAGCUAGCGUGCGAGUGUGUGAAUGAAGCGUUAUACAAUAUCAAAUAUUUAGUAUUAUUUAUUUUUGUAUGUAGUCAAGUUUGCCAGAAACUGAGAAGGUGCAGAGACACGAUUUAAUAAAGGCAGCUUUCUGAGUUUGUGGCCAGCAUAGUGUCAAAAUGUCCAUGGGCAGCCAGAAGACCACCAGCAAGGCGAUUCCGACCACCAGACGAGUCACAAUCAACGAUGCGGCCCAUAUGCCUCAUGAUUAUUCUACAACGCCCGGAGGGACCCUCUUUAGCACGACUCCUGGAGGCACCAGGAUCGUCUAUGACCGAAAGUUCCUCCUGGACUGUCGCAGCUCCCCGUUGGCCCGUACUCCCCCCUGCUGUCUCCCUAACAUUCCAGGGGUGACCAUUCCCCCCUCGGUCCCCAUGAAUAAUGACAAGGGCUUCCCCAAACUGACUGUCAAUAACAAUAACAGCUCCCCUGCUGACAAGAGCGCAGGAGAGGAUGCCCAGUUUGAAAUGGAUAUCUAACUACAAAAGAGGACCUGCUACAGGAAGGUGACGACUGUAACGAAGAUUACUGUGAGGAUAACUGGUCCUUGAGGAUAAAUGCACAAAAGAGUUUUCCUUCCAUGUCAUCUUUUUUCAUUAUGUACUGUUCUAAUGGCAUUUUCUUUUUCUGUAUUGAUGCUGUCGCUCUAGACGCACAAGCCAUUACUUUUGAUUCUCAACAUCAGCUUACACUGUUGUGCCUGAAUAAGACACUGUCUGGGAUGUCAGAUCAGUGCAUCCCAAGCACAUUGAUGCAGGCAAAUCCUGCCCAGCUCUACUUCUGCCUAAAACAUGGUGGGCAUCUUAAUAACCCCCCCAUGUUACAUUGUUUGAUACAGAUUGUUUGUGUAGUUUUGCAUAAUGACCAGAAGGGGGAGCAACAGUACUGCUUGGGUGUUUUCAUUACAGUUCGUAUGGAGAAAAUCCAGGAGAAAACGCAUAACAUAUGGGAAUAAAGUUGACCACUUUCCAUUUGGCAUUAUGUAACGAAAAAGUUUAAAGAUUUCUGUUUGCCAUGAAGAAUCAUUUUCACCUAAAGUGUCAUUCUACAGAAUGUAAAUGCCUUUGUUGCUGUGAAGUUCUCUGAACUGCCCUGUAAUUCCUGAAGAGACAUUGUAAGCAUUGGAAAAAUCAAUAAACACCAGAUAAUUAAUAUAAUGUCCUUA
Messenger RNA from Triplophysa rosa, 1296 nucleotides. It is a transcript of the gene eif4ebp1, whose product is annotated as eukaryotic translation initiation factor 4E binding protein 1. Gene Ontology annotation, biological process: negative regulation of translational initiation. Gene Ontology annotation, cellular component: cytoplasm. The record is from RefSeq and is a predicted model, not a curated record. The coding region runs from base 251 to 610 and encodes 119 amino acids. NCBI's taxonomy places the organism in Eukaryota, Metazoa, Chordata, Actinopteri, Cypriniformes, Nemacheilidae. The transcript is spliced from 4 exons. Gene Ontology annotation, molecular function: eukaryotic initiation factor 4E binding.